CCAACAUUCCCCAACCACCCGCAGGUGCCCAUCAGCUUCAUGGACUUGGCCGUGCGGUUCUCCGAGGAGGAGUGGAGGCUGCUGGAGGAGCAGCAGCGGGAGUUCUACCGAGACGUGAUGCGGGAGAACUACGAGACGCUGGUCUCCGUGGGGACAGAUGAGCUGCUUCCCCUUUCUGCUUUUCUGUCACCUACGGAGCCUGGAGCAGCUAUGGGAGGAGGGAGUCGAGGUGAUAAGGGGCAGGAGCCUCCUGUAAAGGGAAGCCCCCAGGGAAGACAGCCUCGGCACAGCCUGCACCUCACCGCCCUGGUGCAGUUGGUGAAGGGGAUCCCAGAGUUCUUGUUCCGGGAAGUCAAGGGCACUGAGGACAGCCCUGAGAGCAGGGGAACCAGCCUGGACGGGGAAAGAGCAAGCCCUGAGGUGACCGUGGAAGAGGAGUCUUGCCCUCCCCCAGGUCUGCUCAGCUGCCUUCCGGACAGCCCGGUGAGCCAGCCCAGCCUGGCCACUACACCGACCAGCAGCUCGUCCUCCAGUGGCCCGCCUGGAGAUGGGGGGCCCGGAAGGCCCCUCCUCAUCAAAACUGUGGACAGACCAUGGCCAACAGGAAGGGGAGGCCCAGGAACGCCUGCUGAGGAGCUGAGCCCUCCCAGCUGCAGCUCUGGCCAGAGGAAGAGCCACCAAACCCAGGAGAGAGGGACCCCAGGGACUGGAAUCUCUCCUGGGAAUAGCCCCUUGCAAGGCCUCAUCAACUGCCUGAAAGAAAUCCUUGUGCCUGGGCCCCAGAAUGCUGAGGCAGCACCAAACUUACUACCUGCUGUCCCUCUCCUGGGUGCAUCAAGGUUGACCACGGUGAAGCCAGGGCCAGCAAGCCCACCCUGGCCAGUGAAGACUGAGUCACCUUCGGGGGAUCCUCCUCUCCAGGGUCUGCUGAACUGUCUGAAGGAGAUCCCAGAGGCCCAGGACAGGUGUCCCAACCCCUCAGGAGCAGGGGACCUGCUGCUACAAGAGGAUCCAGGGACCUUGAAUAAGAAUUCUGAAGGGUCCAGACACCUCCAGACCCCUCCUUCCUGCCCUGGUACUGAAGCUGGCAGCUCAUUCACUGUGGUCAAGGUAGAGGACAGCUGGUCCCAGAGCCACUUGGAGCCUGUAUCCUGCCAGCUUGGUAGGCAGGGCCAUGGCCUCUCUGCUACCAGAGACACCAAAGGGAUCGGAACACACUGCUGGGGCCCCACAGCUCAAGCCAGCAGGGCCUCAAGCUCACCACUGGCAGCUCUGGAGGCCUGCCUGAAAGGCAUUCCCCCAGGUGGGUCAUCACCACUCCGGACACUGGCCACCUCUGUGUCCCAGCGGUCAGAGCUGCAGUCUCAAGGAUCACACAGUGAAGAGGCCACCAAGGAGCCACCUCUGCCUCUGGGCCUGCAGGGCUAUGUGAGAGAGAGUCUGGCUCAGCCCUCAGGCCCCCGAGGCACCCCCACCAGCUUUUCCUCAGCCUGCAGCACCGAUGGGGACCUGGAAUUUGGGAGUCCUGGGGGGAGCCAGGGACAGCGGCCUGGAAAAGGAUGCCUGCCAGGAAGCUCCCCACUCCAGGGGCUGGAGAACUGUCUCAAAGAGCUGCCGGUACCCAGGCAGCAGCCUGCCCGGGCUUGCUUCUCAGCAGCAGACAGGGAGCCCAGGAGAGUGGAACCUAAGAAUUGGAUGGCAUACAAGGAAGGACUGAGGGGUGAGGCCUCUGAGUCAUCCUGCCUCAGACAGGGUGGAGAAGUGCCUGCCGGGAGCCUGCAUCUGACCAGCCCACAGGCCUUCACCUCCAGCUGCAUCCGCACCUGCCACCAAGGGUUCAAAGAACAGGGGACCAUCAGGCCGGAGCCGUGGAAAUGGCUGCAAGAUGGGGCAGCCCCCAGGCCCUCCCCACUGCACUGUCUAGAGACCUCUCUGAGGGGGAUCUUGCCUGUGAGGCCCUUGCGCUUCGCCUGCUUGGUGGGCCCGGGCCCUGGCCCUGGCCCCGGCCCCAGCCCCAGCCCUGGCGCCAGCUCAAGCCUCAGCAGCUCUGAUGAAGAUGCGCGGAUGGAACCCGAGCCCUGGCGGCCACCCCUUCAGGAGAUAGAGCACCUUCGCAGCUGCAAGCAUCCAGUUCCUCUGUCCCCUGGACCUGGUAGGUCCCCCGGAGGCAACAGUGGCAGCAGCCCUCGUGACGGGCAUGAAAGAAGAGAGCUUGAGGACCGCAGUGGCCUUGGUGCAGGAAAAGCAGAAGGGACAGGAGGCAAGUCCCGGUCACCCAGGAGAGAAGAGGCUGCAGAGAGUGCCUGCCUACCCAUCCCUCUCAGCAGUGUCGCAGGAGGAGGAGAGGCAGCAGGGCAUCCCUGGUCUGCCCCUCAGCUGGAAGAAAGGCCCGGGUCCGGGGGAGGUGAAGAACCCAGAAGCCUAGAGCCUAGAUGUGGAAGGCACAGUGUUGCAGCCAGGACCCAAAGGAGGCAGCUCCCCAGGGACCCACCUGAGCCACCCAGCAAGUGUCCCCCUCCGGCAGCUGACUCACCGUUGUGGCCAGCUGCCUCCCCGCAGCCACCAUGCCCCUGCGGGAGGCCCCUGCAACAGGAGCUGCACAGUCUUGGUGCUGCGCUCACAGAGAAGCUGGACCAGCUGGCCACAGCCCUGGCAGGACUGGCUCAGGAAGUAGCCACAAUGAGGACCCAAGUGGAUCGGCUGGGGAGGCGCCACCAGGGUCCUGGGCCAAAGCGCCAGGCUUCCUGGCCCUGGUCACUCCCCCGGGGGCCUCGCUGGGCCAAUGGACUGGGUCACAGACACAUGCCCUACUGGAGGCAAAAGGGCCCUGCCAGACCUAAACCAAAGAUCCUGCGGGUCCAAGCAGAAGGCUGCCGGACAGGUGACCCCCUGGGACUCCCCAGAGGGAGGGUCCACCUGGUGCCCCCUGAUGCUCCCCCAGCAGAACCUUCCAGACCCAGACCCAGCCCAUCCCAGCAGCCCCCCUCCAUGGCACCCAACUGCCACACUGUGCUGACUGGGCACCCCCUUCUUGGACAUCCUGGGUGCCAAGGCCCUCUCCCCACUUUUGUGCCUGCUGCCUCCCCCCUGAUGUCUCUUGCAACAAGUGCAGACAUGGAGCCGCUGCCUGCAGGGGCAGCACCAGUCAGGGUCCAAACCAGGCAAGGAUCUUCGCAGCCUGUGGGAGAGCCCUCCUGGGGACCCUCUGGGGUGGUGAACACAGGAGCCCACGGUGAGGCCCCUCAGCAGCUCAGCUGUCUGAGGACGCAGGGCACCCCGGGUGCCCCUUGCCAGCCCCAGGCUGCCCUCUACCAGGGUGGGCCUUCCUCCCCUGGCUGCUGGCGUCCCCUUGCCAGACGCCCGCCCUUUGCCCUGGUUGUGCCAGCUCAGUGGCGUCUGCUCAGGAGGCUGCUGUGGGGUGCACUCCUCACUAUGCCUCUGGUGUCUUGGCUCAGGUUCAGUCAGAUGCUGCUCCCUCCUGUCCUCACGAGGACCAUCCACACUCAGGCGGUGGUGUGCGCGCACACAGAGCCGUGUAUCGUGACCAUGAGGCCCUUUCCCUGGCCACCGCCCCUCCUGAUCUUGGAGCCCAGCAGAGGGCUGGGCCCUUGCUUUCCCGGAGUAAAUGCUGGCACAUGUGGUUUUGAGAGAACUCUGCCCUGCGGUCUAAGCUGGAUGACCAGUGUGGGUUCUAAAGGACGUUAGCUGCUGAGGAAGGGCCCUUGGCUCCUAUAGGAAGGCACUUGGUGGGGGCCCACACUGGGGCAUGGUUGGCUGGACUGGGCCCCCAGUACAGUGGGGACAAUGCAGCUCAGUGUCCCACAUACACGCACCACUGGAGAUGCCAAGGCACCUUACAGUGCUGCUCCCAAGGGGCUAGCCUGAGGCUGCCCAACAAGUGCACAGGCUGGCGUUGCACGCCCGAAGCCUGAGCUCAGGAUCCUCAGGGUUGGUUCUUUCUGCUGGCCACGAGGGCAGGUCUGUACCGGACUCUGUGCACAGGCACAGAGAGGUGCCAUCUUUGUAUCUGCAGUGUCUUGUGCAUCUCUGUCUCCAGGUACCUGCUUUGUGUCAGGGUGCCAGCUGUGUUGGGGAGGCCUGCCCACUUCUAUAAAGACCCCCUUUUUAAGUAAGGCCUGAGGUCCUGGGCACAGGCUGGGACACCCGCCCAUAACACACAAGGGAAUGGGGUCAGUCUUGGAUUUGUGUUGGACACCAGUGACAUGACCACUGUCACUAAGCAGGCUCCCGCCCUGCUGGGUGGGACAGACCAGCCUGUGGCCCUGUCAUGGACACUGGACAGUGCUCCAGUGCUGCUCACCUCAUCUCCAGAGCCAGGGCUCCACCCACAUCCUCAUUUAAUCUGAAGAACGUCCAGGAACUGUGCCGAUGCACACAGGGCCCUAGGGACCCUGGGUGCCCCUGCUAAAGCCCAAGGCCACAAGGGACCUCUGUCCACAAUGACCACGCAAGCUGCUUUGCCCAGUGUAUCCCUAAGGCGUGGGCCACUGGAGACAGCUGUGACCUGAUGCCCCUCCAGGUCCUGUGUGGGGCUCACCCCUCCUUGCUGCUGGCUGCCAGUGGUGUGUCAGCAGAGCAGCCCGGGGCAGAGACCACCACAAAGGGGCAUUUAAGGUACUUACAGGACCAGAGCAAGUGCCAAGCUGAUGGCGUGGAAGUCAGCAUGCGUCAGAUUGUGUAGGCAGGAUGUUGACUGGAAGAAGUGGCCUCUCCCCAGCUGUGCUGACAGGACGGACGGGGAAAGUCCUCAGCUCCUGUUCCAGAGUAGCACUGGGCACCUUUCAGCACCAACAGGCAGGGGUAGGAUGCAGACUGGCUGGAGAGGUGUCCCACGUGGGUGGCCUUGCCUGGAGGGAGGGAAUUCUGUCAUCUGCUGAAACACGCCCUCUCCUUUCUUCUCUCCCUUCUAAGCAGGGGCAGUGGGAAGGGUCCCACUUUGAGUGGGACAUCAAGGUAGGUUUUGUUCCCUGGGCUUUACAGACAGGCAGCACAUGAGCCCUAUGCCACAGGGGCAAAGGGACAGUUUGGCACAUGAAAUACUUGCUCAGGGUCGCAGCUGCUGACGGUAGAGCUGGAAAGAGCAUUCUCAUUGUGCCCAGCACUUGGCCCUUCCUCCUCGGUGCGCCACCUCCUCCUGCCUGAGCCUGCCCCUGACAGGAGAGUCAGGACUGACCCAGGCCAGGUUGUCCAGGGCUCACCAGACUACUGUGGUCAAAGAAGUGUGGACCAUGGGAUGUGAAUGGUCAAAUGGUAGGAAGUUCCCUGACAGGCAGCUGUGUUCAUCUUGCAGGAAGCAGGUCUCUAGCGUCUUCCACAAUUGCUAGCCGAAGAGCCUUCUAGAGUCUGAUUUGAUGAGAGGCUAUAUACAAUAUAAGUAUUUGGUGCUGUGUCCAGCUGCUGUGCAGGGGCUCUUUUGGAAAAGAAAUAUAGCCACUUUGAGGAAAACAGGACCUUUCUGAGGGGCCUGGAGGUGGGGACAACGAAGGCUCCAGGUCUGCAUGCCACCAUCCUGGGAAGCAGCUCCCAGCUGGCCUGAGUGCAGGUCCUCCCUCCCUCCCCACCCAGCUCAUGAGGGGCCCUCCGCCUACUCCAUCUCCCCCUGCCAGCCCAAGCCCUCAUGAGGCAGGAAAGUGGGAAGGUCCCACUCAGAUGUGAGUAGUUUUCCCAUGUCCCCACCCAAGCCACCCCUAAGUGUCCAGUGGAAUUGGGGGAGAGAGUACAGGGACCACAGUUCACUGCCUGUCAACACCAUGCGGUUCACUGCUCCCUCCUAAAGGGGCCUCAUGCACUGGUAGCCAGAUUGCUCUUGGGUUUAUUAAUACUUUUUUAGAUAUUGAUGAAGCUUUAUUUUAUUUAUUUAUAUGCGGUGCUGAGAAUCGAACCCAGGGCCUUACACACGAUAGGCAAGUGCUCUACCCCUGAGCCACAACCCCAGCCCCGCCAGAUUGCUCUUGACCUCACAUCUGCAUGUGUUAAAUGUGCCUCCUAUCAACCAUCUACAUGUGGAUUUUAUCCCAUAAUCCAUCUUAAAUUUUAUUCUGGGACCCCUUAACCCAUUUAAAUGUAACAAUUACAGAUAAUACUUAGGAUUGAAUGUAGCAUCGUAGUGUGUGCCCUGUAUUUACCCCACAUGUUCAAGGGUUUUAUUUUUGAUGUUGUCAUUUAUUUGGGAUUUUCUCUCCUCCUCCUCAUUCUUUUCCUCUUUCCUGUCAAGUUUGGAUUGACAGUGUUGCUGUGGGUCAGCAGUGGGGGCAGUUCUCAUUCAUUCCAUUUUUCCCUGCGCUACUUUAAAGGACUAAUAGUAGAAAGCUCCAAAUUGACCAUCAUCUGGGAUAUUUCCUCAAAGGUUGAUAAGACAGAUCAGGAAGGAUACACAAGAUCUGAACAAGCCAAUUAACAGAAUCAGCCUGAUCAGGGGACACAGAACACUGCACCGUAGGACUACUGAACACAAGUUCUUUACAAGCAGAUGCCAAACAUUAAAAAAGAAAAAAAAAAAAAAGGACCAAGCAGUUUAAACAAAUGUAAAAGUAUUGAGAUCAUAUGAGUAUGUUCUCUGACUGACCAUGCCUUAUCUUUUAAGCUAGAAUCAAGCAGCAAAAUGUAACCAGAAAUUCUGUAUAUUCAAAAAAUCGGAAUUAUACUGCUAAAAUAUCACAUCAAUGAAGACAUCAUAAUGAAAGCUAGAAGCAUCUAGAACUGUAAGGAAAUGCCAUGUAUCCAAACUUGUAGCAUAAAGCCAAGUACUUGGGCACAGGUGAGCUCGUGAUGGCUGGGAACUUAGAAGCUGCCAACUGAACAGCAGAGCAAGUCCACGCCGGAGUGAGUGGGGAGAAAGAGACAGCAGAAAAUAAUGAGAUAGCAUACUGCAAAAGAUGGAGUCAGCACCACCCAAAAUGUCAUUACCACAACCAAUAACUGAUUGGGCUGUGGUGAAAUUUGUCAAGGGGAAGAGAGAGCACAGCCAGGCUCCAUGGCGCAUGUCUGUAAUCCCAGCACCUGAGGAGGCUGAGGCAGGAGGGUGGCAAGUUCGAGAUCAGCCUCAGCAACUUAGAAAGAAAAUAAAGCACAAAUCUGCUUCAGGAAUGGAAAGGGUGCAUGACUUCAGUACCACAGACAAGAGGAAGAUAAGAUGAUACAGGCAACUUUUUGCCAAAAAUCUGAAAAUUUAGUUAGAAUAUUAAGCUCCCACAAGAAUACACUUUUAAAAAACAUAAAAAUUGUUAUAUUAAUGUGGUAACAUGGAAUGUUUUGAUACAUCCAUACUUUAGGUAAUGUGAAACAUAUCUGUGCCUUCAAAUCGUUACCAUUUCUUUCUUUUUGUUUUUUAGUUGUAGUUGGACACAAUACCUUUACUUUAUUUCUAUGUGGUGCUGAGGAUCCACCCACGGCCCCACACAUGCUGGAUGAGUGCUCUACUGCUGAGCCACAACCCCAGCCCUCAAAUCGUUACCAUUUCUUUACGGUGAAAACUUUAAUUUACUCUUACCUCUUGCUUAGUUUUCAGAAUGAAAAGCGUGUGGCCCACUUAGACUUGAUGAGGUAUUCAGGCAAUCUGCAUUACUAUUCUUUAAAAAAGUUAUCCCUUAUAUUUCCUCCUUUGCCCUCACGGCCUCUUUAUGACCCCUUUCUCCCAACGCAUACAUAUUUGAAUAAAGUUCCUGAUGAGGAAACAGGCAAAAAAAAAAAAGACACCUUUAAACAGAACCAUCGAGAGAGAAAACCAGAGCAGUUCUAUACCAAUGAAAAAAAAUUGCUUCCAUCAUGAAACAUCUUUCUGUAAAAGAAGCCGCAGGCCUGGAGGUGGCAUGGGGACUUUCUUCCUCCCAUUUGCAGGGGAAUUAUGUCAACAAUACACAAUCCUCUCCAGAGGAACAGAGAAACAUGGUCUCUUUAGCUGGUUUAUGAGACAAGCAUAACCUUGAAAGUGACUUCAGAAGCAUAAUCCAGAGAAGAAAAUCACUGGCCAGUCUCAGAACAUGUACACAGAAGCAGAAUCCUAAAUAAAAUAUUCCCAAAUCACCCAUCCACGUGUAAGAAUAAUAAAAUACCAUAGCCAGGAAUGGUGGCACGCUCCCAUAGAAUCCCAGCUCCUCGGGAGGCUGAGGCAGGAGGAUUGCAAAUUCAAGGCCAGCCUGGUAACUUGUGGACCCUGUCUCAAAAUAAAAAGGGCUGGGGACGUACCUCAGUGAUAGUGCAUCCCUGGGUUCAAUCCCUAGGACCAAGAAGAAAGAAGGAGAAGAAGACAUCAUGGCCAUGUUUGAUUUUUGAAAUUCAAGAAUGAUUUUUGACAAUUGAAAAUCACCAAUAGUAACUGGCAUUCCUACUGAAGGAAGAAAAUUGUGAUCAUCUCAAUGGCUACAGAAAGACCAUGUGAUCAAAGCCCACACCUGUACGUAUUCUAAAUAAGUUAGGAUGAAAAAGGAAAUUUCUUACUUUGGUAAAAAUUGCAAACAAACAAGAAAAUAUGCCACUUAACGGUGGCAUAUUUAAGUGUAUCCUCAGCCUGGGAACAAGAGAGUCCCCUCAGACACUAUUAUCAGAUAUUCUAGCCAGGUCAGGCAGGAAGAAAACAAAGGUUUGAG
This is a messenger RNA of Ictidomys tridecemlineatus (thirteen-lined ground squirrel), 8606 nucleotides long. NCBI's taxonomy places the organism in Eukaryota, Metazoa, Chordata, Mammalia, Rodentia, Sciuridae. The record is from RefSeq and is a predicted model, not a curated record.